AUGAGAGUCCGAAAAUCCAAUCCACGCCGUAUUCUCUACUCCAUCUUUGUGAUAUCCAUACUCUCGUCUGGUGGCAAGCGAUCUUCCCCAACCUAUUUUCCAGUCGCAAAUGGCCUUAACAGUUCCAUAAAACGGAAUGCAAAAGGACAACCUCGAUUGUGUUCUGUCAUGGAAGUCAGUCUGAAUGGAUUCACGAGGUUAUGUUUUGGUAAAGCAACGCAAAAAGACAUCACAAUUCAAGCCCUUUCCAAUCGGAAAGUAUUACAAGGAAAAUUGGAGUCCUUACAAGUUUCGAUGAAAAAAUCCAAGUCAUCCUUGAUAGCUUUGGAUUCUGUGACCAUCACAGGAAACGAUUUGAAUUUUGGGUAUCUGCCUUUGGUCAUUGCAGCUAGCCUUCCCACGCUCUUUUUUCUGCUUUCCGUCCGAGAAAUAUUUUAUCUUGCACUCUUUGUGUUUCUAUGGAGAAAUCAACGACAGAACUUGCUCCGUCCGGAACGAAUCAAGGCAAUAGAAACACGAAUGGAACGACAAAGACAAAAAGUAUCCAAAUUUCUAUUGGGAGAAGGUCCAUGUCGGCUCAACUAUCAAAUUACAAUGACCAAUGACUCUUUGAAAGACUCGGCAUGGGUCCAGGUUCUCGCUAAAUCUCUGGUACAAACCUUCAUGGCGAACUCCGCACUGCCACUGGCGGCCGCAGUCUCAGAUGUCACCAACAAUCUAAUGCUACUCGAAGACUCGUCAUCACCACCAUCAUCUCCAUCCAAUCUACGAAAUGCUGGUGCGAGUGGUGGUAGUCUAUCGACCAAUAAUCCAAAGGACAAUCCAAUCUUGACGCUCUGGAAGGAACAAGAAGAAGCCCAAAACGACCAACGACGACGAAAUCAGCAGCAGCAGCAGCAGCAGAAGCAAGAAGCAGCAUCCACAGCGUCUCCAUCUUUUCCCUUGACGGAUUUGUUUGCCGCAACCUCGUUCGAAUUACGCCAAGCACCAGUCUUUGCCAAGGAUGGUCAUAUUUGGUUGCCCUGUGUGGCCAAUCUACCGUAUGCUUCCAACAACAACAACAACAACAACAACAACAACAAGAGCCAGUUGGACUUUACGCUACGAACCAAACCAAAGGUUGCUUCUACCUUUCCACAACAACAACAACAACAAAAACAACAAGGAUUGGAAUUUUCAGCCGCCGAGUGUAGUUUGGAUGUCAAGGCCACCCAAACGCCCGAAUGGGCCAAACAAUUCUUGCCAUCCAUAGUCUGGUUGCCCAUUGGUGCAGCAGGAAUGAUUUUACCAAUUGGCGGUUUUAACAAGCAUCAACUAAAACGUGUCACAGUCCAAGACGAUGCCUGUCAGAUUCAAGGAGAAUUGGACUUGUUUCGGAAAAAGUCAUCUGAUGGUAGUAGUUUUAUGGGAGAAGGCCGCAUCAUUGGUAAAACCUUUGGGAAUUUGCUUCAAUCCUUUAGUAGUAGGAAACGGCGGGAAAAGGGCAAUGACACCGAUGAUAGACCAAAGCUACCUGGUGGGAAAUGA
Molecule: messenger RNA, 1527 nt
Organism: Cylindrotheca closterium
Lineage: Eukaryota; Bacillariophyta; Bacillariophyceae; Bacillariales; Bacillariaceae
Source: the annotation of a GenBank genome assembly